AUGGUUCGGAUUUUGGGUUUAUUAUUGAUUAUUGAGUUUGAAGGCCCGAAGGUUUCUUAUCAAAAAGUAUCUAAUUCCUCAACUUUUUGAAAAGUUUCGUGAAUGUGUUAGUAUAGUUUUUGUGUGCACAACUGCGCAAAUCGACGCGUCAGAAAGUUUCUUUCUUUCUUCUUUUGCAGAAAUAUUGUUUGCAAGAAUCUUAUGCUUCUAAUAAGUUCUAUGAAAUUUUUCAACAAUCUUACCUUCCAAAGUUUUCUGUCCCAUACUCGGAAGCUAUCGAAAGUCACUUAUAAUCUCGUUUUUUUCUUGGCGUUUCUGGAUCGUCUUAACAAUCAUUUUUUUAAACUUUCACAUCAAUAGUAAAUCCAAAGGUUAAAAAUUUAGACUAACUUUGUACUAAAACUAUUUUUCAGGAUUUUCUAACGAAUUGGGGCUCAGCCGUACGAAAAAAAUGAAGCAGUGAUAAAGGCCUACAAAACGUGGAAGAAAUGCUUCGAGGAAAAAUUGUGGGACGUGGUGAGGAAUCAUAAUGAAAAGGUUAUUUUUUUCAUUGUUUGAGUUUUUCUUUAUCAAUUAAUUGAAUGCCUGCAGGUGUUUUUCUCGAUUCAGAGGAAAUAGAAAAUUAUUUGACGUUUUUAUCCGUUUUUCAACUACAAUUACCGUAGAGUGUUGCAAAUUGCAAAUCAUAUUAACUAGGAUCACCUGCAAGAAUUUAUUUUUUUUUAAAAGACCUCUGACAAGUUUUUCUUUAGUUGAAUUUUCUCUGACAUUUUCACAUUAAUCAAGAGAAAAUCAGCUCAUGUCUCUGUACAGCAAUUUCAGUGAUUUGAUUAGGUUUGAUCAAUUUUUUUUCCAACGCUUCUUUAAUAAGGUUUUUUACUUUGAAAUCCAUUCUACCCUAUGAAAUCUUGUGAACCUUUUGUGAAUAUAUAAAUCAGCAGGUGUGGCUCACAUUGCCAGAAGAAAUCGCACGCUGUCGGAAUCUCACUUUGAGCCGGAUUAUCAUCAAUAAAGUCCCCAACUCAGAUGACGAGAAAAAUUACGUUGGAGUCAUGCAGGUUCGACUUGAAUGAAAGUUGGUUUUGUUUUAAUCAUCUUUAAGACGAAGCCGGCGAUUGUUGUAACUUUGGGAGUCGGAUUCGAUGUGGCAGUCGAGAAAAAGUUGAAAAACGAACUUCCCAAGGUAAUUAUAAAAUCUGAGCGUUAAAUAUGGGUUUUCACUGUAAAUCUGUAAAAAAUAGUUCGGUUUUCACACUAAACCGGGAGGAUUAAACUGCUAUUACAAGAUGGAAAAAUAUUCUGCCAUGCAUCAUAAGCGAGUCUGAGAAUAGCUCAAGGAGGGAAUUUGCUGGAAUCUAAACUAGAACGGAAAUCUUUGGUUAGAUGUUUUGAUGGUAUAUUAUUUGCAGAAAGAAUAAGUUUUGCGGCAUCCAUUUUUGUUUAUCUUACGAAAGUCCGCGAACGGUUCAUUCUCAGGCAAAGUCGGAAUGGUGGAUACUGGCCGCUAAAAGGGAUAGGCUCAAAAAAAGUCGCAGAAAGGCAGAAAGACUUGAAAAAUGGUGGAGCUGAGAAAAUGGAGCAAAAAGGCAGCAAAAAGGGAGCCUUCAACACCCUAAAAGGAAUAUGGAGCUCUCCAGUAGCCUUUAUGACCGUCGGAGGGUUCUUCCGACUUCGCCUAUGUUAGGAGCAAAUUUACACAGAUCCACGACUUCCCUAGAUAAUUUGAAUUGAAUAUUUACAUUUUUCAAUCGGAGUUCUGAUGAAGCCCGACCUUUAAAUUUAACUCGCUUACUAGGGAAUGGUCUCCAUUCGCAGUGGGACUUCUGAAUGAGACUAGGUUCACUAGAUGUAUUUUUUCACGCUGAUUCCAAAUCUGGUCUCAAAAACUGCCCUCGAGGCCUAGUUAGUAGUUAAUACAUUUUUGGUUUAUUUAAAACCAGGCAAGAAAUUGAAUCCUUGCAGUUCUUUUGGCGUUUCUUCAACCAAUAGCCCGUUGGCUUCGGCCGCCGCAGGCAGUCUUUAGAAUUUAAUUAUAAUUUUUUCAAGCAAUUCUGACUAAAAAGCAAUUUGAAAAUUUUUAUUUAAAGGCUCUCUCAUUUAAAAUGUAGACUUAAGGGAUCCUUGUUUUUUGGCGCUGAUCCGAUUUCCGACAAAAAUGAGAAGAUUUUUUCUGAAAUCGGCACCUUCUUUCCGGUAGCGGUUGCUGCGACUAGCAAGUUAGCCAACGCUUCUGUUCUCAAAACUGAAGGUAAAAUUUUUUUUUUCAAUUCAUGGUUAGUUCCGUUUUCUAGAACAAGGGCUCUGAUCAGUUGCUCAAGCCUAUUAUUUUGCAAAGUGAGGACGAGUAAUCAAAUCCAAAUAAUCAAAUUAGUUGUCCAUUCUAAUGUAUAGUUUGAUUUAAAAGUAUCGGUUCCAUUCAGGUGGAUUCUACAAAAAUAAAUUGAUCGAACAUGUCGGAUUUGUCGACUUUGUGGAGAACUACGUUCGGCAGAAGUUUAUUGAUAUUCUGUUAUUAGACAAUGAAGGUUAGGAGGUUUUUCCAACUUUAAAAGGAAAAAAAUUUAAUUAAACAGGUCCAGAAUGGGACAUUUUCCCGAUGAUGACUCUAGGAGGUGAGCUCGAUCAACGUCGCAUAACGAUUUGUCAAAUGAGCGUUGAGGUUUUUUUUUCUCUAAUUUGAAAUUUUUAUCGUUGAAUGACGAGUUCUUACUUCUAUGUUUUGAAGCGUAAAUUGCUUUUUUUUUGGUUAGUCGACAGCAUUUUUUUAAAAAUAAAUUAUGGAACUUGAAAUAUUUCAGUUUCAUUACGAUGGCCCCGGGACGAGACCAAAGCUCGUCAGAUUGGCAGAAAGUCUAUUGAAAGGUGAGGUUUUAAUCAUUUUCGGUGGAAAAUUUUUCAUCUUUUCAGAUGAUCGAUGGGUUCCCCUAG
Molecule: messenger RNA, 2928 nt
Organism: Caenorhabditis auriculariae
Lineage: Eukaryota; Metazoa; Nematoda; Chromadorea; Rhabditida; Rhabditidae
Source: the annotation of a GenBank genome assembly